UGUCGUGGGCUUUUACUUUAAUACUGCAGCGCUGAACAUGGGCCAAAAACAAAGACUUUCUGUUGGAGAUUAUGCAAGGAAGUGAUGUUCUGGCAACAACGCCCCAUUGUAUUGCCAUGGUUUGCUUCUCUUGGCGUGCUUGCCGCGGGCCGAUUGCUGAAAUCUUCGUCUUUGUACCAUGCGACAGCCUGCACCAGCCAGGCGAGUAGCUGCUCGCGCAUUCCUUCCUUCAGAUACUUCUCCUUUGAGCUCGGUGCCAUGCAGGCGGUGUCAGGGUCGAAAAAACACUACGACAGUGCACCACAUCAUCGUAUAGUCCGUGCAGGUUGUGGACACGGUCACGGUCUUGAACAAGAGGUGCGCAUGAAAUGAUUCACCAACUUGGGUCAAAAGGAACGUGUUGUCCACUGUC
Molecule: messenger RNA, 412 nt
Organism: Lobosporangium transversale
Lineage: Eukaryota; Fungi; Mortierellomycota; Mortierellomycetes; Mortierellales; Mortierellaceae
Exons: 1
Coding region: 85-372 (95 amino acids)
Source: RefSeq, a predicted model, not a curated record